AUGUUUCGAGCGGCGGCGGUCGGUCCUUUCGAUGAUGCAGUCGCCAAGGCGACGGACGAGAACCUCACCUCCGAGGACUGGGGCGCCAUCAUGGAGGUAUGCGACAAGGCUACCAGCGACCCAACUGGCCCCAAAGAAGCUGUCCAAAGCAUGAUCAAGCGCCUUGCGCAUCGUAAUGCGAAUGUCCAAUUAUAUACACUCGAGCUUGCACACGCUCUCUGCCAAAACUGCGGAAAGCCCAUGCACCGCGAAGUGUCCAGCCGUGCCUUCUCCGACGCCCUACUCAAGCUUGCCAACGACCGUAACACCCACCAACAAGUCAAGAGCAAGAUUCUGGAAAAAAUGAAGGAUUGGAGUGACAUGUUUAGCAAGGAUGCCGAUUUAGGCAUUAUGUACGACGCUUACUACCGACUGAAGCAAACCAACCCCACGCUGCAAGCCCCGAGCGCGCCGCAGAAGCAAGGUCUCACCGCGUCAGACAGGCAAAAGGAAGACGAAGAACUCCAGAUGGCACUCAAGCUGAGCUUACAAGAAGACGACCGCAAGAAGGCUGCCACAUCCUCCAGCUCUGCGCAGCCUGGCUCCUCUAGCAAAGAAGAGGCUGCUCCAGCUCCACCAGUGCCUGCCGGCACCACGGCAGCCACGGUCAGCAGAGUGCGCGCCUUGUUCGACUUUGCACCCUCUGAACCCGGCGAACUCGAGUUCAAGAAAGGCGAUGUCAUUGCUGUUCUCGAGAGUGUAUACAAGGACUGGUGGCGCGGUUCACUCAAGGGCAAUACCGGCAUUUUUCCGCUCAACUAUGUCGAGAAGCUCACGGAUCCGACACCAGAUGAGCUGCAGAGAGAAGCGCAGAUGGAAGCCGAGGUCUUUGCAGAAAUAAAAAACGUAGAGAAGCUCUUGACCCUGCUAAGUGCCUCCAAUACGGGUCCUCGAGAGGAGGACAACGAGGAGAUUUCAAAGCUCUAUCAUCAAACAUUGGCAAUUCGACCAAAGCUCAUCAAGCUGAUCGAAAAGUACUCUCAGAAGAAAGAUGACUUCACACAACUCAACGAGAAGUUUAUCAAGGCACGCCGAGAUUACGAGUCUCUUCUUGAGUCCUCCAUGGCACACCCCCCUCAACAUAAUUACCAGCAAUAUGCAAUGCGACCCGGCCAAGGCUACCCUCAGCCUGUAGGCUAUCCCAGCCAGCCUCCCCCGUCUCAGGAGCCCAACCAAUACUAUAACCCUGCGCCUCCAGCAGGGCCCGGUUCGGGCUACCAAGCAUCUUCUCCUCCUCCCAAUUUUCCGCCCGGCGGCCAACCUGGCAAUGCUCCGUUUUACGUAGGCGGAGCCGAGGUGCCAUCUCAGAUCGGAACCCAACCGCCCGCUUCCCAGCAAUACCCCCCUCGCGACUCCACGCCGCAUGUUCCUUCAUCCUCGCAGCCGUCCGUGCCUGGUAACAGCGCAUCGCCUCCGCCUCAGGGCCAAAGCUAUACACCUUACUCGCCUCAGCCUCAGCAGCUGUACCACCCGCCCUCCCAGCAGGCGCAGCGGCCCCAGAGCACAUACGGAGCCCAGGAGCUGGCCACUUCGGUCUACGACUCUCCCAUUGCGCCGCACAAUCCCAACAGCUUCUACGCCCAGGAUGAAGCAGCUUCUGCCAGCGCGCCGGCGCCCUCGCACCAGCAGCAGACUCCCUCGCAGCCGCACUACCAGAGCUACUCACCGCCUGAGCAGGCCCCUCCUCCGGUGCCGACCGGCCAGCCCCCGCAGGUCCCUGGUGGCGGCGCCCCUGGUGGCGGCGUGCCUCAGUAUAAGCCAUAUGUCCCACCCGGAGCCUCUGCCUCCGACGGCCCCAGUGCGCCUAGCCCGAACGACUACUACCGCCAGCCUGGCGGCUACUAA
Molecule: messenger RNA, 1884 nt
Organism: Beauveria bassiana ARSEF 2860
Lineage: Eukaryota; Fungi; Ascomycota; Sordariomycetes; Hypocreales; Cordycipitaceae
Product: VHS domain-containing protein
Exons: 5
Coding region: 1-1884 (627 amino acids)
Biological process (GO): protein transport to vacuole involved in ubiquitin-dependent protein catabolic process via the multivesicular body sorting pathway
Cellular component (GO): ESCRT-0 complex
Molecular function (GO): ubiquitin binding; phosphatidylinositol binding
Source: RefSeq, a predicted model, not a curated record